AUGUCUUUCCGUUCAGAAUCUCAGACACAACCUCGAAGUCGAGCAGGGUCAAAUCCCUGGGUGCAGUACUCGGACUUCUUCACCAACAACUCUUUUCUUAUUCCAGACACCAUUGCGUUUGCUAAAAUACUUCCCUAUUUUAAGGUACUCCCUGGGCUCACGAAUCGGUUUAGCAUACGCUUGGUAGAACUGGUCGGGUACGAGGCGUAUUUUGUGGAGCAGUGGAUCUCUUCCCGUUCUUCUGAUAAUCUCAUUGUGACCUACACUGGAGAUCAGAAAGACCGCCUAAUAGCAUACUAUGUGCAGUCUUUGUCGGAACACAUGCAACUGCAGCCACCACCACAAGUACACGAGCCGUCAAAAUCGCUGACGCAGGCGUCAAAACAGCAUUUACCGUACGACAAUUGGCCCCCAAAAUUCAUCUCAUAUCUUGUGGAGCAGCUCGAAUCACCGUACUGUGUUGCAACGGAAACAAGUCUAGGGUAUGCUUUCAUCACCAACCUCACUCAAUUAAAUCCUUUCCUUUCUUUGAUUGCUGCCAAGACGGGGAAUAUCGCCGAUGAUUAUAACUGCUAUGUGGUGAACUACAAUCUGAGGAAGCUAGGCUGCGGCUCACGUUCGGCAACAACAACUGAUGAGCCUUCGAAAUCUAUGGAGGAUAAAUUUAGGGCUUUUUUCAAAGUAGACCCGAAGGUGCCGAUAAAUUAUUCCGCUGUCGGCAUGAUACUUGUCACGCAAACGUUUCUUUACUACUAUGGGCUGUUGGAUCCUCUCUACUGCGAUGGGUUAUUUUGUGAGCGGACGGAGGCAGCAAUCAUGGAUUGGUGGAAGCUUAUAUCUGAGAUACCCAUGGCCCUGCAUGUUAUACGGAUGAAACCGCCUUCGUCGCAUCCGGCAGAUUCUAUACAGGCUAUCAUUGGUUUCACCGUCUUAUGUAGGUAUUUACUCGAAUUGGGUGGAAACAACUUCAAUGUUCCAAAAGAUCCGAUGGACGUCAAGAAAUUCAAAGCUGCCAUCUCCAAGUUUCAGAAACAUUCUAAAAUAGAUUCCACAUCAAAGUUCAAUCUUGAAACUUUAUUAAAGUUGAUGGAUUGGGGACAGAAUAAUAAAGUUUCUCAAAAUUUGACCAAGGAUUUGAGCAAAAUGAAGAAUUUAGUGAAAAACACCGUUAUAGAUAUCACUUCAGGUAAAAAUUUACAGAUAAUAGCACAUAACGCUACUGCAUCACCCUUUUACUUGCAUUCACAUUCCAGUUAUGAUCAUAGUAAACUGAUCAACUGUCAAAACAUAGACCACAUAAAGCACAUGUCGCUUGGUAAACAAUUGUCAUACUUAUUUUUUGCAUCAGGUAAACCGGUGGACUUCAACAAAGAUUCUCUUUCAGUUCAAGCUAAUAAAAAAGUUGCAGACUCUACCAAUAAUCUUUUAAUUGAUGGUGUCAAACGUUUGAAAUCGCAGUUGAGCAUUCAAUCGCUACAAAAUCCUAAAUCACAUAAUAACUUUCUGGACAUCAAAGGUUUGUCAGCAACAACACUCAAUCUGUUUGAUAAGGACCAUGACCAAGAGGCGGAUGUCGACUUGUCCAAUGAUCGGCACAGCAAUAUUGAAAUCGACGAAGUCCUGAGUAAUUCUAAUGAAGAGUACAACGAUACUGCAGUUCGACCUCAAAAGAAAAAAAAGCGAUCAGCAUCUUCAGUCCUGUUUAGCUCUGAAGAUGACUCUCCAGAUGACAAAAUUGAGAAUGUGCGAUCAACAUCUCUUGCAGAUUUUGAUUUCGAUGAUUAUAAUGACGAUGUUGCUGUAUAUAAUCCAACUCGGAGUAGGAUCAAUAGCAAUACAAACAAGGCAAAUUCUAUAGGCACUGCCGCAAGCGCUGGUUCUGGUUCCGACAAUGGGUAUGAUAACUAUGCAGAUUAUGAUGGUGAUUAUACAAAUUAUUACAACAACGAUGAUGAUGACCCAUAUUACAACCACAACAGUAGCAAGGUUAAUGGACAUGGUAACCGAGGCAGUUCUUUCUCAUCUCAUGUCAGAUUCCCUCGGAAAAAUGUUGUUGAUAUGAACAAUAUAGAUGAAGCCUUAAUAGAUGAUGGAUUUUCGGAUUCAGAGCUUUACAACAACAAAUCAACUUUAAACUCUGCUAAAAAUUCUGAUAGUGUUCGUGAAUCAAGGGCUUUGCUAAAUGGAGAGCUAAAAACCUUAUACACUCCCCCUAGAAUAAUAUCAUCUGGUGAGUUAAGCAGACCAAAUAGUAUGCUCAACAGUGUAAACAAAACUCUCAGUAAUAGGCAACAUCUAUCAAGAGGAUCUAGCGGGAACAGCUAUGACAGUGAUGGAAUCUAUGAGUACGAAAAUGGAUUUGAGUAUGACUAUGAACUGGACCCUAACCACCAUCAAAAUAAUCACACUGGCAUUCACCCUCAUAGCAGAAAACAUUCCUAUUUGCCUUCCAGUAAAGAACACUCAAGAAGGCCGUCUAGCCUGGGCUUAAAUAACGCUCCUAAUGGCAGUGAGAAGCGUGAAAAUAUUGGACAGGAUAACACAGCAUUUUCAACUCAAACAAACCUUAGCUCAUCAAACGGUAGAAAUGAAAGCUGUGACUACUCAACUUCAAAUGUCGACUUUGAAUACUGUAAUUUUAUGAAGAGAAUUAAACGAAGACAUAGCAUUCCAAUUGUUGAAUCGGAGAUCAACAAAUAUUCCAUUGAAAUGAGAAUGAAAAUGAAAAGAGAUAAAGCUGAAAAUUUGAUUAACAAUAAUUUAGAACGUAAAGUUAGCUGGUCUGUAGGUAGAAGAAAUAUGUGGGAUCGUACAAGUAUGAACAGUAUGGAUACUGAUGAUGAUUUAAGUUUGAAAAGCAACAACCAGCAAAGUUUACUGCACGAUCUGACGCCUGAUUUGAACUCUGUCAAUAAUCAUGAGUUAAACUCAUUGUCAAAGCUCCAUGGAAAGGAGACUGAAAUGUCUGAUCAAAAUGGCUCAAAUUUCCUGUAUCGUAUGAAAAGAAAACAGAGCAUUUUUGGUGCACAGAGCGUGUAUACAAAUGGCAGUAACAAAUCAAGCUAUGCUCCCAUGGAUACAUUUAUAAUAUAUCAUAACCCCUCAUCUUCUGCACGCUUGAGGAGAAGCCAAUCUUUUUCGGGAAUAGAAAGCUCCUUAAUGUGUUCCGGAAAAGGCACUUCAGUUUCGGGAUUCGAAUUUUCAGAUGUUAGCUUUUUGACUUCGGAAGUACUUGCAAUGAAGUACCUCAAAUUAGAAGCAAGUUAUCAAAUUGAAAUAGUGCAAGGUUCUUUCAAUCUAACAAAAGACUUGCAAUCUUACUCGCGUUAUUUGCUUGAGUCUAUUAACUCAAACCCAAACACAUGUGUCUCGUUAAUGUACAACACAACCAGAGGUGAUGUGAAGAAGGUAAUAGGGAAAUACUUUGAGCUAGAGGACAAACUAAAGAAUACAGUGAAAAGUAAUGCUAGGCUAAAGUAUGAGCUACGAUUAUUGCUCCAGAAAACAAAAGAAGUAGAAAAUAAUUUGAAGACUUUACAAGACUUCAAGAUCAAAACAUUGAAUUCCAAGAUUGAGUCGAUGAUUUUAGAAUUAGCUAAAUAUGGACCUAUGGAUCAUGAAUUGAAAGAACUUUCUAUGGAAAAAACUCUUUCAAAAGCAGAAAAUUUAUCAAGUGAUGCAGAAAAACCAAUUUUAGAUAGAAUUUAUGCUGAUGAUGGGAACCUUAACUGGAGCAAAAUAAGUAUUAGAAAUAUUUGGAACAAUCCGUAUAUUCUAAUUUACUUGUUGUUCCACUUUUUACUCUGCACUGUUUUGAAAAGAGUAGAUGCUAAAAUGAUUGAGCAAAGGUGGAAGGAAAUCGAUAAGAAUCAAACGGUCACCAUGAUUAUUAGAAAGCUGUAUAGCAAAAGUGAACGUGAAUUGCACAAAGAGGAGGAGGAAGAGAAGAAGAAAAAUGCCAUAUGGAAAACAGAUAGCGAAAAGACCAUUCACAGCAUAAAAAAAAAAGCCAGUAAAUGA
Messenger RNA from Pichia membranifaciens NRRL Y-2026, 4020 nucleotides. RefSeq lists its product as hypothetical. The coding region runs from base 1 to 4020 and encodes 1339 amino acids. The transcript has a single exon. Lineage: Eukaryota; Fungi; Ascomycota; Pichiomycetes; Pichiales; Pichiaceae. The record is from RefSeq and is a predicted model, not a curated record. Gene Ontology annotation, cellular component: Sin3-type complex.